Molecule: messenger RNA, 1911 nt
Organism: Penicillium crustosum
Lineage: Eukaryota; Fungi; Ascomycota; Eurotiomycetes; Eurotiales; Aspergillaceae
Product: Zn(II)2Cys6 transcription factor
Exons: 1
Coding region: 1-1911 (636 amino acids)
Biological process (GO): regulation of DNA-templated transcription; DNA-templated transcription
Molecular function (GO): zinc ion binding; DNA-binding transcription factor activity, RNA polymerase II-specific; DNA binding
Source: RefSeq, a predicted model, not a curated record
AUGCGUCUCAAGCGAGGAGCGAAGCGUGAAUCAUGCGACUUUUGCCAUGGUCGAAAAAUGAAGUGCGAUCGUGUCUCCCGAGCUCGCGAUGGUUACGCAACAUGUUCCUCAUGUGUUUCGCGUCAAGUUGAAUGCACAGUGGAUGGCCUUGGUGGUCAUCGUAUCCACCAAAGACAGCAAGAACGUUCUCAGCGGUCUCGUGGUGACUCGUCACUCAGUGGUCGGGGUGCGGUCUCAUCUCAUCUGAGUCCUCCCUUUUCUACGAACUCGCCUGCUCUAUCGCAUAUGCCAUCGCAAAACACAACAACUUCCACAUUCACAUUCGAUCAGACCCCAGAAAGCCUUUUCGUGGAUACCUCAUUCGAACUCUGCUCAGAUAGCAUGAUGUUCCUAGACCAAAUCUUCCUGGGUGACAUUCCAUCACCGAUGCAGAAUACCUCGCGUUCAACCAUUCCCAGCGGAUUACAACCUUCAUCUCCCGCAGUAGAGCCCAAUACUGCGGACCGGACCCAAACUGAGCCAUCUAAUUCCUCCCAUCCCCACGCACUUUCCGAGUUGGAACCCUGGCUGAGCUCGGUCAUUGAUCCGACAUUGUUCGUCGCGGCUUUACACGCAUAUUUCGACUUUGCAGCCCUCUGCAUGCCUAUCAUGAUUGAAGAUGCAUUCUGGGAAGACUUCCAUGCACGCCGUUGUAGCUCGGCGGUUUUACUUUCCGUUGCAUGUCGUGGUUUGCCCUUCAUUGACAUUGCGGGCAAAUCAGAGAUACAAGGCCAUAUUGCUCGCAAGUUCAAAGAAAGCUUCCUGGAGGCACAAGCCUCCGCAUCAAGCCGUGGCUCAGUUCGUCUUGAUAACCUCGAGUCUUUGGCACUUAUGGUCGAUUAUGAUUAUGAUUACGACGAAACACAUGAUCUGAUCCCUAGUUCGCACCUUGGUGAUCUCUUUAUGACGCAUGACUCUCUUGUUCUGAUGACCUUGCAAUUUUCUAAACACUACGAUCUGGACGCAGAUAUGUCAGUGCAGUUUGCACAGGCGAAAGAGCGCCAAAAGCUUCUUUUUUGGCACGUCUACGGGCUGGAUGCUUUCCAUUCCCUUGAUACCAAGACCGCAUCUUAUAUCCCAGAAAACGACAUUUGUAAUUGCGAAAGGAUCCUUCAACAUGAGACCGGCAGUUACCUAGAUUCCAUCCUUGCUUUGGCUGUUAUUGCACGCAAAAUUGUGGGAUCUCUCUGCAAUGCAACAGCAAGAGCUGGUGGUGUCAAACCCAAUGAAGUGCGCUCAAUCUACGAAUAUCUUCACCAUUGGCGCAAUCACAACUGCCCGUCACAUUUACAAAGGCAGGUGACCGGCCAGGGUGUGGGAGGUGUGCAGAGCAUCUCAUCGACUCCAAGUAACCGACAUAUACUAUUGCAGCGCGCGGUUUUAUGGCUUCUAGAGAUUAAUUGCUACAUGCAAAUCGAGAGCUGUAUCACCCAAUACGGCUUCCGGGAUGAAUCAUCACUCGAAGCGGAGAUUAUCAAGCUCCGUGCUCAGUACGAGUGUCUACAAGCCGUGCAGGAUGUCGUCGAGAUGUGCCAGUGGAUUGGGCAAUGUCCAGCGGUCAAUUCAGCCGAGGUCAAGCCCUUGGUUGACCUUGCACCAUCAAUACUCCGUAACAUUUGCGCCGGUAUGUGCAUUUGGGUGUGUCUUCAUGCUGAGAAGCUGGUCCUUCGCGAGCCUUCCGAUGUGUCUCGCGGGGGAUCCGGUAGUGAAUAUUGCGAGAACAGUACGGAUAAAAGCCGUAUCAAAAUGUAUGUAAAGGCCGCCCAGACCUUACGAGAUACUAUCGCAGCAUCAUCAUCUCACGGUGACACUGUCAAAAUCCUUACGCGGCUUGACAAUCAAAUAAGUUCUCUCCUUGAGAAGUUGAAAUGA